CAUCAUAGCCUCAAAACGACCAUUGGUUGAAGAUUCGCUCUCAAAACACACUGUAAUCAACCGAGACUUUGCAGUUUGCAGAGAGAGAAGGCCGUGUGGUGUGUGGAUUUUUUUUCUUUCUUUCAGCUUAAAAUUUUCCGAGAAAACAUCCUCUGCUCCUCACCUCACACAUCACCCUCUCUUUCUCUCUCUCUUUCAAUUUCCUUUCUCUGCAACGGCGUCGUUUCCCUGCAAAUGUUACGAUUCGCAGACUGGGCCAUAACCUCUUCAUCUUGCGUUUUCGCUCAGAUGGUGCUUUGAUUUGUUCGCUUUUCCAUGCAUUGCUUGGUUUAAAUGUAAAGAAUAGGGUUUUGAGGAUCAGAGUUGGGAAGUGAAAAGUGGAGCCAGAGUACUUUUGGUUACUUGGAGCCACAAAAGGCAAAAUGAAUAAGGGCGUUUGGAUGUCAAAAGGGUCUGGACAUGUUACUGAUGGAGAUGCAACUUUCAGUAAUCCUUCAAUAACUGGUGCAAAGCGAUCCCAUCAAUGGUUUGUAGAUGCUGCUGAAUCAGAGUUGUUUCCCGACAAGAAGCAAGCAAUACAGACUGCAAACGGCAAAUUGAGCUCUGGAUUACCUUAUGCAUGUAAUCCAUGGGAGAACAGUUCCAGCUUUCAGUCAGCCCCAAAUCAAUUUAUUGACAGAUUAUUUGGAUCUGAAACAGCAAGGCCCAUCAACUUUGCUGAAAGGAGCAUAUCUUCUGUUGGAAUGGAUGAUUUAAAUUUAAGAAGAAAAGAUAAUGAUAACCAAUUUGACUAUAAUAGGGAAAAUACUGUAGAUCUGCACACUGGUCAGGCACCUGACAGAGGAAAUGGAGCUGCUUUCAUGUUGGCAGGGCAAACUGAUGAUAAAGAGCAUGCCAAUGUAGCAUUAACAGGACAGACCUACAACAGGGUUGAUGCCCAUAUUAGAUCAGCAGGUCCAAACAAUGGCAGGAGGGAUGAAAAUGCAAUAUCAAUUGGAGAUACUUAUAGUAAAGGUGAUACCGAUAUCAUAUCUUUUGGGGGAUUUUCUGAUGAGCAAGAUAUUAUCUCUGUUGGUAGGCCAGUUGAUAGCUAUGAUAAAUUAUACCAUCAAUCCUCUCAGACAUCAGAAACAGCCUAUGAAAAAGAAUUGGAUGCACCAAAGGUCAAUGCAGUUGUUACAAAUCAUGGAGUUAAAAGAAGACCUGAUAAACCAGAGUAUAAAACAUCAAAGAAAGAGGCUCCAAACAGCUUUCCUUCAAAUGUCAGAAGCUUGAUAUCAACUGGUAUGCUUGAUGGUGUUCCUGUAAAGUACGUUUCAUUGACACGGGAGGAGCUUCGUGGAAUAAUAAAAGGUUCUGGCUAUCUCUGUGGUUGUCAAUCAUGUAAUUAUUCGAAGGUACUAAAUGCUUAUGAGUUUGAGCGACAUGCUGGUUGCAAAACAAAGCAUCCAAACAAUCAUAUCUACUUUGAGAACGGGAAGACAAUUUAUCAGAUAGUACAAGAAUUAAGAAGCACCCCAGAAAGCUUGUUGUUUGAUACGAUUCAAACUGUCUUUGGCGCACCCAUUAAUCAGAAAUCCUUCCGGAUUUGGAAAGAAUCAUUUCAGGCAGCAACUCGAGAACUUCACCGUAUCUACGGAAAGGAAGAGCUGAACCUGUAGGGAUCUUCGUAGUGAAGCUUUAGAAAUGUAAAAUUGUACUGAAUUUGUAGGAGCAUUUGCAGUGAGGCUUUUAGAAAUGGAAGAUUGUGUAUAGUCUUCUUCUUCCUUUUUCUUUUCUUCUUUUUGUUUUUUUUUCCCCCAGUGUACUUAAUAAGUGCCAAACAAAGAAUUAUGAAUUCUAUGGCUAUGAAUGGAGAGUUUGGGGUGCUUUCUGUUA
Ziziphus jujuba (common jujube) is the source of this 1878-nucleotide messenger RNA. RefSeq lists its product as uncharacterized. The coding region runs from base 423 to 1661 and encodes 412 amino acids. The transcript is spliced from 6 exons. The record is from RefSeq and is a predicted model, not a curated record. Lineage: Eukaryota; Viridiplantae; Streptophyta; Magnoliopsida; Rosales; Rhamnaceae.